Penicillium cinerascens is the source of this 1980-nucleotide messenger RNA. Its product is annotated as universal stress protein family domain protein. Lineage: Eukaryota; Fungi; Ascomycota; Eurotiomycetes; Eurotiales; Aspergillaceae. The coding region runs from base 1 to 1980 and encodes 659 amino acids. The record is from RefSeq and is a predicted model, not a curated record. The transcript has 4 exons.
AUGUCGUACCACGCUGGUCGCAUCUCUCCCAGAUCCUCUGAAACAAGUGAAGAGCACGAAACACGUCGACCUCAAUCCAAUUCAUCUGCGCCAAAUAAGGGCCAGAAACCUUCGAGCCUCAGUCGCGCUGUACAAAACCUGCUGAGCACCCCUCAGUCUACAAGGAGUGCGGGCACUGGUCUUGGUGGGGUUUCCUUGUCUCUGAGACGUGGGAGUCGCAGUCCAGUCGAGCCCUUGGUGUCUUCGCCCCUGCGUAUAAGCUCCUCCGUCAUGGCGUCCGCUCCGAGCUCCCCGGAAAGACCCAAGUCCGAUGCCGACGACAUCCCGCGGAGAUCAUCGGACCAAUUUGAUCGUGAGAAGCACCAUCUAGUGUCGACGGAGGCUGUUCUGGAGAAAGAUGACCUUGCAAAAUCAGACGUAACAUCGGAGCUGCCGGGGUCGAAGAGGCAGUCGCGAGACAAAUUUCAAGGGAAGCGCGGUAUGGUUGCGAUGAUGUCGGGCUUGGAAUCGAGACUGUUUCCCAGGAGUUUUUCACGCGGAAGGGAGUCGAAUGGAAGCUCGGCUCGACGGGGGUCAUCAUUGGAUUCCAGGACCUCACCUUCGUCGCAGCCUGGUCGUUCAAUUUCCCCUUCCAGUCGCUCUUCACAAUCUGGUCCGAAACCAACCCUCAGCAACACCGAGAAGGGAAAGGGACUCAAAAUGGAGGAUGUCCACAACCAAUCCGACGAGGUUCUACCCAAGUCCUCUAGUCGUUUUCCGGACUACGUGAAGCCCACUGACUACGAGGAAGCUGGUGUGCGUCUGGCCAAGGACGUGUUUGAUCGCGACAAGAACAUCAUUGAAAGUAGCGACGAGGACACUGACAAGUCAUUCAGCGAGGAUGAUAAUGUCGGACUAGGUCAGUGGCGGGGCCGAAAGAAGAAGGACACCGAUAUCAGCUCCAUCACCCCUAGCGACUUCAUCAAACCAAAGGAGAACAAGACUCCACCAACAGAUGAGAAAAAACCUACCAAGAACGUCAGCUUCCAGGAUAACGACAAGAAGCCCCGAAAGUCGGCCUUGAAGUCCGUCAUUCACCCUCAGACCAGCUUUGACAUCCCAACUCCGCAUUCGCAGUCUGCCGCCGGCACUCCGUAUGGAUCGGAGGAUGAAGCCGAGAAGGAGGAUGUCCAUCGUGCGCAGCAGCUCAGCAUCUUCAUGUCCACCAUCGAUAGCCGUGUUCCUAACCGAUCCAUCCGCACGAUCGUCCGCGAGAACUUUGCAAGCAUGCAGGAAGAAGCUGACGGUGGGCGCCGUCGUCAGCGCAAGUAUUUGGUUGCACUCGACCUGAGUGAUGAAUCCGUGUACGCUCUUGAAUGGACCAUCGGUGCAGUUCUUCGAAAUGGAGACACAUUGUACGCCAUUUACGCAAUGCACGAGGAUGCCAAUUCCUCCUCCGUACAGGUUGGCGAAGGAGCCAAAGCCAUGAAAGACGCCGAUGCCGUUGUGGGCACUCAGACAAAGGAAGCCAGCCAGGGCUACAAUGCUGCAUCUCGCACUAUCUUGGGCCGACUGGGACCAGGAACUGGCAGCAAGUCAAGCUCUGCCGACUCUCGGGCCUAUCCUGUGGCAGAGGCGGAGCGGGUCAAAGCUGCGGAGUCCAUCUCGAAGACUUGCAUCCACCUGCUGCGCAAGACCCUUCUGCAGGUUCGCAUUGCUGUCGAGGUGAUUCACUGCAAGAGUCCCAAGCUCAUGGUUACCGAAGCAAUUGAUGAGCUUGAGCCCACUAUGGUGGUGGUUGGUGCUCGCGGUCAGAGCGCUCUGAAGGGUGUCCUUCUUGGUUCUUUCUCCAACUAUCUGCUCUCCAAUUCUUCUGUUCCCGUGAUGGUCGCGCGCCGCAAGCUCAAGCGUCACCCGUCGAAGGGAUCUCAGGCUUCGAAAAUUCGCCUCUCCAACAACCUACCAACCCCCAAGAGUCUCAUCGACGCUAAAGUGGACUGA